This is a messenger RNA of Daucus carota subsp. sativus, 1056 nucleotides long. RefSeq lists its product as uncharacterized. NCBI's taxonomy places the organism in Eukaryota, Viridiplantae, Streptophyta, Magnoliopsida, Apiales, Apiaceae. The record is from RefSeq and is a predicted model, not a curated record. The coding region runs from base 1 to 1056 and encodes 351 amino acids. The transcript has a single exon.
AUGGGGACUAUAUGUGAUGAAGACAAAUGUGUUAAAUUCAAGUCUGCUGGUUCAGAUCAUAGUAGAGAUGAGGAUGCGUUACUGCAAGAUCAAGAAGAUGAAUCUUUGUCUCUGUCUGAUCUUUCCAGCAACAAGAAGGUUGAAAAACACGAAAAGGCGCAGCGUAAAUUAGAGGCUCAAGAAGAGUUUAACUUCAGCUCUUGUGGCGGGUCUUUUCUGGAAGACUCGCAGAUGUGCGCAGCUGAUGAAGUCUUCUUCAAAGGCAAACUUCUCCCUUUCCGUCACUCCAUAAGUUCUGAAACCGGGUUAGCCAUGUUCCGUCAUGACAUCCGUCCAUUCAUCUCGAGAUCCCAAUCCAUGGAUCACCGGUACACGAGCAAUAGUACCGGUUCUCCUAGUGGUACCAGUGGCACGACCACUAGGAGCAGCAGCAUAAGGAGCUCACUGAGUAGCGGAAGCACAUCCAGUACUAUUGCUCGUGUACCACAGCUUCUCAACCGGAAGCCGCCACGAGUCAAAAUCCGAAACCAGUUCCACUCCCACCCGAGUCCCACCCCACAAAUCCGGCUCUCAACGAGCCGACACCGCAACACAAACCACACUCAUCACUGGAGCCAGAAGCUAAGGUUUUUCCACAUGGGGGGUUCAGUCCAAACCCCAGAAAUCAAACUCGCAGACCUCAAAAUCCGCCGCAACAGCACCGUCAACACCGGCAUCAAUUUCGGCAGCCGCAACAGCAACAGCAGUACCGGAACAAGCAAUAGUAACGCAAGUAGUGACGCAAAGACAAAAAAGAAAUACUGGGCGUUUUUCAACGAGUGCAAGUGUAAGGUAGACACUGUGGAUCAAACAGCAGGAAGGAGAUUAAUUAGUGUAAGGAAGAGUAACAGUUGCGUUAAUUAUGAGACAAUUGGAGGAGACACGAAGAAGGAGAAAGAAAAAGGAAAGCAGGCAAUGUCACGUCAUAGAACAUUUGAAUGGUUAAAGCAGAUAGCAACUGCAGAUGUUAGUGUUAAUGGUAGGCCAGAUUGUGAUGAGUUUGACAGAAGCAACUAG